Messenger RNA from Mesocestoides corti, 181 nucleotides. The record is from the annotation of a GenBank genome assembly. Lineage: Eukaryota; Metazoa; Platyhelminthes; Cestoda; Cyclophyllidea; Mesocestoididae.
CAACACCGCUGCGAUGAGAUGCCGAAUGAAAGGACAGGCCUCCUGUAUAGCUCGUCUGUUUGCUCUUGUGUGGGUGCCAAUACUGCUGCUGCUGCUGCUGCUGCCGCUGCUCUGCAGCUUCUACCACCACCACCACCACCAUAACCACCACCACCACUACUACUACUACUACUGCUACUAG